AUGGAACAUGUAUCACAAGUAGGUGAAAUGCGAUCGCGUCUAGCAGCAGAAACAGCUGAACGAGCUCAACUGAUUACAGCAUUACUACCAGCAGCACAGGACGCAGCAGUCUAUGAUUUGAAGGAGAUGCUAAAUCGAUAUAAAGAAGUGGUGAUGUUAAAUGAAGAACUUCUUACUGGGUGUUUUAUAAGACGUGCUACUCAAGAGCAGGCAGUCACAUCAUUGAAAAGUUUGCAUACUAUUUUGCAGCAGGCGGCCAGGCUUAGAGUGUACUGCUUAAAUGAAAUAACCAUCUUAAUAAAGCUACACAAUAUCGUAACGAACAUCAAUUUCAUCUGUCAAAAUGCACUUCUUAAAUUGUUUCUGAUAACGGAAUAUAAAGUUGGAAAAUACAGUAAAGCAGUUGUGGCGGCAAGUAGGAAAGCAGUUCAAAACAACAACAUAGAGGCACUUUUUAAAAUUAUCCAAGUCGGUGAUUCGUAA
Molecule: messenger RNA, 483 nt
Organism: Arctia plantaginis
Lineage: Eukaryota; Metazoa; Arthropoda; Insecta; Lepidoptera; Erebidae
Source: the annotation of a GenBank genome assembly